AAACAAGGUCAAGUCUUCUGCUGCAGCAUUCCGCGCUGGGUGUCAGGAGGAGGACCGAUCGCAGAAGUUAAUCGAAAAUAAUCUAAAGCACACCUCGCAUCCGAGUCACAGGUCCCUCUGGAAACACGUGCCAAGAUGAUGCAGUGUCUUCAGUUCCUUGUUGAGCCGGCAAAGAACAUCACUGUCAAGCUCAAGGAGUCGCGUAAGCGUGCGAAGAAUGAGAAGAGAGAGCCGCUGGACGAGAGUCAGCUGUUCAUCGCACAGCUGGCCAGAGACAUGGGCAGAGUGUGUCAGAGGUCCGAGGUGCUGGAGCACAUCUCCACCUGUGAGGAUGUGUGGCCGUCUCUCACCUGCAGAGCAGUGAUCCUGGAGUGGGCCUCACUGCUGGAGAGCAAGAAGCGUCCAGAGCAGAGUGACGGCUGGCCAGAGUGGAGGGAUCUGGCGCUGAGCUGUGAUGUGGACAUGGAGAGCGCCAAGAGGGUCAUCAUCAACUGGGCCAAGGAGAUACGCGCCAUACCAGAGCAGGCGGUGUGGCCAGGCGAGGCGGUGGUGGCGGUGCUGGAUGACCUGGAGGCUCAGUGGAGACGAGGGAAACUGGACACCCUACACACCGCCAUGGAGCUAGUGUUCUACACACUCUCCCACCGCGGAGAGGACAAGGAGAGCAUUCCACAGCAGUGGCUGAUCUGGAAACAGAGGAGCCAGAAAAUAGGCGCAGCCCCCUAUAUUCCACAUACAGUGUGGGACUGGAUCUGUGAUGCCGGAGUGGAAGUGACCCUUGACCUGGACACGGCGAACCCUGACCUCCUGAUCUCGGACGACGAGAAGCGUCUGCGCUGCGGCUUCGAGCGCAAGGACAUACCCAACUACCACGAGCGCUUCGACGGGUGGUGGUGUGCUGUGGGGGUGGAGGGAUUCUCCUCUGGACGCCGCUACUGGGAGGUGGAGGUGGGUGAGAUGGACUGGCGGCUGGGCGUGGCUAAAGAGUCUGCGCUGCGCAAGGGCUUCAAGUCUCUGAACACACACACGGGCUACCUGACCCUUCGUCUGGAGCGCGGCACGGAGCUCAAGGCGCUGACCGUGCCCUUCACCGCGUUGCCCGGCAACCUGAUCCCGCGCCGCGUGGGCGUCAUGCUGGACACGGAGGCCGGUCAGCUGAGCUUUUACGACGCCAUCGAGCGCGCCCACAUCUACACCUACAACCAGAGCUUCACCUACGACGAGAAGCUGUACCCGCUGUUCGGCACCACCGAGAUCAUCAAGGACCUCGUCAUACGCUCGCCCGGCCAACGCAGCACCUGCCUCUGCCCUGGCAUGUGCCUCUGGGGCUGAGAGGGCGGGGGGGGGCCGCGGAGUGUGUGUGUGUGUGUGUGUGUGUGUGUGUGUACAGGGGUGGAGGUCUGGAGGGGUGUGUGGAGGGAUGGUGUGUGUAAUGUUAAGGGAGCAUAGUUCAACACACACAACAUAAUGUAUAACAUAAUGUAUAGACCUGGAGUGGGAUGACAACUGGACCUAGAAUGAAUCUAGUUUUUCCCCAUGAUUCUCUAUAAGACUACAUCUCCCAUGAUCCCUAUAUAAUACUACAACUCCCAUGAUCCCUCACCCUUAGGUGGGUUAGAUGUAUGCACUUUGUGUUAAAUGACAUGUCUUACCUUAGCACUUAAUACAGUCAAGAGUCCUUGAUUCGUAAGGACCAAUCUAUAGCUUCAGGGGUCCCACGGCUACCGUCAAAUUAAAAUACCGACAUUCAGUACGCUGCUAACGUGAAAUAAUACCAAAAAGACUAAGAAUAAAUCAUUAAGAGCUGAAAUACUACCAAAAAGACUAAGAAUAAAUCAUUAAGAGCUGAAAUACUACCAGAAAGACUAAGAAUAAAUCAUUACGAGCUGAAGGCUUAAGUAUUAAAAUGCAUAAGGGUGGAGCAAGGGGGAGUUAAGUCAGUCAGUGUUAUGGAGCAGAGUCAGUCUGGUGUGAUGGUGUUAAAGAGAACUUAACACACUGACUUGGGAGACAUGAGAAGGCUCAUUAACUCUAGAUGAGCAACUUGGUACACACGCACACGCAAAUACACACGCGCACACACACACACACAAACAUGCACGCACACAUACGCACAAGCGCACACACACACACACACACAAACACACACACACACAGACACACAGAUAACCCCGUCCUCUCAGGUCCAAACGGCAGUCCUGUUGUCGCUGGACCUCUUUCCAUCUGUACUUAGAGCAUCGUACUGUAAGCCUGUAGAGCGCUUAGUUUCAACCACGUACGGAGAUCAUCGCUGUAAAGACACACUUCCACCGCACACACACACACACACACACACACACAGAGGGAGUGGAGAAAGCAGGAGAACACUCACACUCACGUACGGAGAUUAUCGCUGUAAAGACACACUACCAACGCACACACACACACACACACAAACACACACACUCUACCACUCAUGUACAGAGAUCAUCGCUACCAAUGCACACUACCAAUGCACAAGCACACACACACACAAGCAUUCUAUGCCUCCUAUGAGAUCAUUGCUGUAAAGACACACUACCAACGCACACACACACACACACACACAUACACAAGCAUUCUAUGCCUCCUCUGAGAUCAUUGCUGUAAAGACACACUACCAACGCAUCCUAUGCCUGUAGACAGCCCUGCUAGAUAGCGUGAGGAGAUCAUCGCUGUAAAGACCAAACCGCAUUAUUACUUAAGUAGUAACCUACACAGUCUCUGCUGAUUAUACCCCUGUGUGUCUGUCAAUCUGUGUUUAGAGCCUCUCCGUGUGUGUGUGUGUGUGUGUGAGUGUGUGUGUGUGUGUGAGAGAGAGGCCUGUUCUUUUCCUACUCAGACGCGUACUGCUGUCCUUGUCCUGUACUGUCGGCUUGUGUGCUGGUCAUCCUAACCCUGCAGUAACAAUGCACUUUAUGUGAAUACCAGAGAAAUCAUUAAAGAUAGACCAAUCAAA
Molecule: messenger RNA, 2977 nt
Organism: Sardina pilchardus (European sardine)
Lineage: Eukaryota; Metazoa; Chordata; Actinopteri; Clupeiformes; Clupeidae
Product: butyrophilin subfamily 3 member A3
Exons: 11
Coding region: 136-1332 (398 amino acids)
Biological process (GO): protein ubiquitination
Cellular component (GO): cytoplasm
Molecular function (GO): ubiquitin protein ligase activity; protein binding
Source: RefSeq, a predicted model, not a curated record